Messenger RNA from Alternaria ventricosa, 282 nucleotides. RefSeq lists its product as uncharacterized. The transcript is spliced from 2 exons. Bases 1 to 282 code for a protein of 93 amino acids. NCBI's taxonomy places the organism in Eukaryota, Fungi, Ascomycota, Dothideomycetes, Pleosporales, Pleosporaceae. The record is from RefSeq and is a predicted model, not a curated record.
AUGCACCUCAAGCAGGCGAUAUUCUCAUCUUGGACGCUCGCUGACUUGUAUCUCUUUUUCCAGAACUGCGAGACCGGCCAGUACAAGAACUUCGGCGAGGGUGGUAACAACAAGUGCCAGGGUUUCAACACUGGAAAGAGCGUUGCAUUCGACAGCAACAAGGGCCUGUCUCUCCGUGUUUUCGCUUCCACCGACUGCCAGCCUGGCGACGAGAUCUUCAUUACCGAGCAGAACAAGUGCCAGCAAGUUCCUUUCACUGGUCUAUCCGUCCUUGCUGAGUAA